AUGGAGUCAAGCAUAAGGUUGCCACACCUUAUCACCCCCAAACAAGUGGGCAAGCAGAAAUAUCCAACAGAGAACUCAAAAGAAUUCUUGAAAAGACUGUGGGAACUUCAAGAAAAGACUGGUCGAAGAAGUUGGAUGAUGCUCUUUGGGCAUAUAGGACAGCCUUCAAAACACCCAUUGGAAUAUCCGUUUCAAUUGGUGUAUGGAAAGGCUUGUAAUCUACUAGUGGAGCUGAAAAACAAAGCAUUUUGGGCUCUCAAACUACUGAACUUUGACAACAAUGCUGCUGGUGAAAGAAGGAUCCUUCAACUACAAGAAUUGGAAGAAUUCAGGUCCCAAGUGUACGAAAGUGCCAAAAUUUAUAAGGAAAGGGCAAAGAAAAAGCAUGACCUCAAUUUGGCACUAAGGAACUUUGAAGAAGGAUAG
This is a messenger RNA of Arachis ipaensis, 426 nucleotides long. Lineage: Eukaryota; Viridiplantae; Streptophyta; Magnoliopsida; Fabales; Fabaceae. The record is from RefSeq and is a predicted model, not a curated record.